AUGACCGACACCCUGAUGCCUUCCUCCCCGCAAAGGGAGGCAGGGCGCAGCUCUGAGACGGACAAAUCCAAGAAACCCCAACCGAUUUCCGUGUCGAAUGGCCCGAAAUUAGCCUCUCCGUUUCCUUCUCCCACCGACACCAAACGACCCGCCUCGCUCAAGAUGGUUCAACCGGCGGAGUCCGCGGAAGAAAUCCAGAACGCUUCGAGUCGGCAAAUAUCGACAGGCGUUGACGGGACUCGGGAGAGUAAGGAGAAUCUGCGCUCGACAUCAACACAGCAAGACUCGCCGAAAGAAAGACCAUCCCUGAGCUCUCGACUACCCAACAGAUCCACCGCCGAGGACAGACCGCCAUCGCUGAAGCAUCAUAAGCAGCAGACGUCAAUCUCCGGACAAUCUCCUCCUUCUCGAGCCCCGAGUGUUCAGUUCCAGAACACAGAAAACGAAGUUCCGGAAUUACCCCCAUCACAGCCACAAUCGCGCCCUACCUCAUUAUACGGCGACGAUCCGGAACAAACACGAGGAAGACAAUCUUUCAUGAACAAGAUCAAAUCAUUGGCCGCAUCGCCCCCAUUUGGCUCGCAUUCACGAUCUGCCAGCGGACCGAACAUUGGAGAGUUCAGGGUACCCCCACCUGAUAUGGUAACGCCGGGCUCUGAACGCGGAGAAUUUCGUUUCCCUGAGCCUCUGCCAGAGGAAGGAAGUGAUAUCGAUGCAGAUGCUGAGGAGAGUGGUGGGGAGCAGCGUGACCUCCCCAAGAAAAAGAGACAUUUUCGACGACGACAGACGCAGGAAGAAGAUGCAGGAACUCGAACGGCUCCCACCACCCCGAAGACGAAUCGCCGGCCUUCUUUUCAUUUCUCGUCGUCAUUCGCUCCAUUCGAAAACUACCGGACCAAUCUCUUCCCUCGGCGAGCCAGCACCACAGACUUCACGCCUCAGCAACGAGAGGGCGUCUCCGAAGAUGAGGGUCGCGAUAGACUCACUAAUCGGCGAAAAAGACCUGGCUGGGGUGGGACUCGUGGCAUGUCAUAUAUUGGACGCAACCAGGACGCACAAGCCAGUCAGGACGAGCGUCCAAGUCAAUUGAGAAGAUUUACUGGUCUUGCCGGGCCUUCUGAUAAUGCAGAAGGCUUGACGGCUACCUGGAGACGCCAUCGGCAAGAGCGAGGAACCAGUGCUAGUGCACAGCGAUGGAAGCAGAUCAAAGCCGGUUUCAAGCUAAUUGGACAACGACGCAAGAUCGACAAUACGGUGGAUAAUAAGAAGUCUGCAGAGCUGCUUGCCGAGCUGGCCUCGGCUGUGCCAGCCGCGCUGAUAUUGGCGAGUGCUUUCCAAAGAGAUGAACAUGGAAGCAAGCGAAUUCCUAUCUUGCUGGAGCAAUUGAAGGUCCGGGUCACGGACAGCCGCAUCGAUUCGCAUUCCGGCGAUCGUCACCUCGUGUUUCGGAUUGAGCUUGAAUAUGGAAGUGGCAUGACGCGGAUGAAAUGGAUCAUUUUCCGGACGUUGAGAGAUUUUGCGAACCUGCAUCUGAAGUAUAAACUUCAUCUUGGUACCCAGAAAUACAUCCAACUCCGGACAAGCGAAAACAGCCCCAGCAUUCCGCGGUUCCCGCGAAGUGCUUUCCCUUACAUGCGUGGCGUUCGAGGCUUGGAAAGCGAAUUCGAAGACGAGGAGGAAGAAGGUGGAUAUGAGACCGGCAACGAAACAGCCGCAAGUGGCACUGAGAGACCCAGCCGGAAGAAGAAGCAGACCCAAUCGCACCAACGACGGCCUUCUGCUGGUAUCGCCCGCCGGAAGUCCAGUAUUACGAACCAAAAUGCCGAAUCGGAAGCAGGUGAAGGUGUUGUUGGCAAACGGGAAACCUAUCCCGAACGACAGCGGAAGAAGCUUGAGAUGUAUCUGCAGAAGAUGAUCCGUUUCUUAAUCUUCCGAGCUGACAGCAAUCGACUAUGCAAGUUUCUUGAGCUGUCUGCUCUCGGUGUUCGUCUUGCCGCGGAAGGAAGCUAUCACGGAAAGGAGGGCUUUUUGAUUAUCCAGUCAUCGAAAGGGCUCGACUUUCGGAAGGCUUUGACUCCCUCUUUGAUUAAAAAACGGCACUGGCCGAAGUGGUUCCUUGUUCGCCACAGCUACGUGGUCUGUGUGGAUUCUCCUGAGGAGAUGAACAUCUACGAUGUCUUCCUUAUUGACCCUUAUUUCAAGAUCCAAACGCAGAAGAUCAGCCUUCGAAAUCAAAAAGCCAAGGAACUCGCAAAGUCUGCAAAGGAAUCCGCUAGACAUCCUCAGCAUCAUACUCUUCGACUGGAGAACUCCGAGCGCAAGCUUAAACUCUUGGCUCGAAACGAACGUCAGCUCCAACAAUUCGAAGAUUCAAUUCGAUUUAUGGCUGCAAACACACCGUGGAUGAACCCUAACCGAUUCGACAGUUUCGCCCCGGUACGACAAAAGUGCUUUGCGCAGUGGCUUGUCGAUGCCCGCGACCACAUGUGGGUUGUAUCGCGAGCAAUCAACCAGGCAAAGGAUGUGAUUUAUAUUCACGACUGGUGGUUGAGCCCGGAGCUUUACAUGAGACGGCCCGCUGCCAUUAGCCAAAAGUGGCGUCUGGAUCGUCUUCUCCAGCAAAAAGCCCGAGAAGGCGUGAAGGUGUUUGUCAUCAUGUACCGGAACAUCAACUCCGCUAUUCCGAUUGACUCGGAAUACUCCAAAUUCUCCCUGCUUGAACUCCACCCGAACAUCUUCGUGCAGAGAUCACCGAACCAAUUCCGUCAGAAUACCUUCUUUUGGGCUCAUCACGAGAAACUUUGUCUCAUUGAUCACACUCUGGCUUUCGUUGGUGGCAUUGAUCUAUGCUUUGGCCGUUGGGAUACACCCCAGCACCAACUGACUGAUGAUAAGCCAACUGGCUUUGAAACAGCAGACAUGCCUAAAGACGCUGAUCAUUGUCAACUCUGGCCCGGAAAGGACUAUUCAAAUCCUCGGAUCCAAGAUUUCUAUGAUUUAGACAAGCCAUACGAGGAGAUGUAUGAUCGGAAUGUUAUUCCUCGAAUGCCUUGGCACGAUAUCUCCAUGCAUGUGGUUGGUCAACCUGCACGGGAUCUAACCCGGCACUUCGUUCAACGCUGGAACUACAUUCUCCGCCAGCGAAAGCCUACACGCCCGACGCCUUUCCUGCUACCUCCUCCUGACUUCAACCCCGGUGACAUGGAAGCCCUGGGUCUCGAUGGAACUUGCGAGGUCCAGAUUCUGCGGUCUAGCAGUAUGUGGUCAACUGGAACCCCAGAUGUCACUGAGCAUAGUAUCAUGAAUGCCUACGUCAAGUUGAUUGAAGAGUCCGAUCAUUUCGUCUACAUCGAAAAUCAGUUCUUCAUCAGCACCUGCGAAAUCGAAGGCAGAAAGAUCGAGAACUUGAUUGGAGAUGCCUUGGUAGAGCGGAUUGUUAGGGCAGCCAAGAAUGAGGAAGCAUGGCGGGCUGUCAUUGUUAUCCCACUGAUGCCGGGCUUCCAAAAUACGGUGGAUAGCGAGGGUGGAACAAGUGUGCGUCUGAUCAUGCAAUGUCAAUAUCGCAGUAUCUGCCGAGGCGAGACUUCGAUCUUCGGUCGCCUCCGUGCGCUGGGCAUUGAACCCGAGGAUUACAUUCAAUUCUUCAGUCUGCGUGCCUGGGGUAAGAUCGGACCGCAGAAACAGCUUGUCACGGAGCAGCUCUAUAUCCACGCCAAAUGCAUGGUUGUCGAUGACCGAGCUGCCAUCAUCGGAUCAGCAAACAUCAAUGAGCGAUCUAUGUUGGGUUCCCGUGACUCCGAGGUUGCGUCAAUCGUGCGGGACACAGACAUGAUCCAGUCUACCAUGAACGGCAAGCCCUACCUUGUUGGACGGUUCCCGCACACCCUCCGCAUGCGCCUGAUGCGGGAACAUUUGGGAAUUGACGUCGACGAACUCCUGGAGCAUGAUUUUGCCACCGAAGAAGAACUGCGGAAAAUCCAGGUCGUCGAAGAGGGUCGCGAUUCGGCUCACAACCAAGAUAAAGUUGAUUCAGAGUCGUCGAUGAUUGAGCGACAAGAUGAACGAGAUGCGAUGGAGCGCCGACACCGUAUCCAGGACGAGUUUUUGUCCCGCUCCGAGGGGUUGCAUAGCUUCAACCACGAUGUUGACUGGGAGCAAGGCAACAACCCCAACCUCAAAAGCAACCGGAAGCUGACUGCUGAUCCACGAGUCACCUCAAACUCCGACCAUACGAAGGAUGUGGACGGCGAUGGUGCUGACAAUCUGAAAUUUGCCGAGGAAGCUGGCUUGAGUGUUGCCCGUGACUCACAAAUGACGCCAGAUGGGCGAGAGGCUCUCGUUUCACCUAUUGCACCUGAAGGCAAGGGCACCAUUGAACAACCGAAACGGUCCACACACCAAAAGCCAUCUCGAACCGCCUCAACCCGCAAAGAUGCCAAGCAAGGAUCUUCGGCCGAACCUUCUCGAGACUCCGAUGCCAAUGCCAAUGCCAACUCCGAUACUCCUCCGUAUGGCCACGGUACCUCCGGGUCAUCUAGCCGCGAGUCGGAAAACGGAAGUACCGGCCUUAUUGUUUCCAAAGAAAACCACAAUAAUUCCAGAUUUGGGCAACCGUUCGUCCCCGACCUGAAGCGCAUUUUCGUUGACAAGGAUUGUAUGAGGGAUCCAGUGAACGAUGCCUUCUAUCUAGAUACUUGGCUGGCUGUUGCAGAAAAGAACACCAAGAUCUUCCGAUCUGUAUUCCGCUGCAUGCCAGAUAGUGAAGUCAAGAAUUGGAAGGAAUACAAGGAGUUCGCCGCCUACGGAGAACGAUUCGCAGAAUUGCAAAGUCAAAACGGCAGCAAGCCCUCCAACGCUCCUCAACACAAACAAGCCGGUUCUACUGGUGUUGUUUCCCCAGGUGUUUCAUCUCUUGGGUCACCUAUCUCCGGACCGUCCGUCGAGGCAAAAACACCCCAAAUCAUUGACGAGAAAGCUGAACUCGGCAAGGUCGAGCGCACAAGAACCGAGGCGGAACGUCCACAAUCUGAGCUGGCGAAACAGGAGACUCUAUCAUCCAUUGACGAGAAGGCCGCACUCAAGAUGAAGUCUGAUCCUCAGCUCGUGGGUAGUCUGCAGAAUGCUGAGAAUCCCGCCGCGGGAGAAGAUGCCGAGAAACCUCGCUCCAACUCCGUUCAUGUCGACUACUCUGAGGCAGUAAAUCUGAAUGCCUCGCAGUCCCGCAGACGUCGACGAAGAACCGCCACUAUCGGCUCGAAGCGUGAGUUCCAUGCCUCAGAUGAUGUGAUGGAUACGGCACGAGCGGAGGAUCUUCUCAAUAAGGUCCAAGGCCACCUCAUCCUGUGGCCGUACGACUGGCUCGAGAAGGAAGAGCAAGGCGGAAACUGGCUAUAUGCACUGGAUCAGAUUUCGCCUUUGGAGAUCUACAACUAA
Messenger RNA from Penicillium argentinense, 5433 nucleotides. RefSeq names its product phospholipase D (gene pld3). The record is from RefSeq and is a predicted model, not a curated record. Gene Ontology annotation, molecular function: catalytic activity; phosphatidylinositol binding. Gene Ontology annotation, biological process: cell motility. The transcript has 3 exons. Bases 1 to 5433 code for a protein of 1810 amino acids. NCBI's taxonomy places the organism in Eukaryota, Fungi, Ascomycota, Eurotiomycetes, Eurotiales, Aspergillaceae.